Messenger RNA from Stegodyphus dumicola, 876 nucleotides. RefSeq names its product E3 SUMO-protein ligase NSE2-like. Gene Ontology annotation, biological process: protein ubiquitination; double-strand break repair via homologous recombination; protein sumoylation. Gene Ontology annotation, cellular component: Smc5-Smc6 complex; nucleus. Gene Ontology annotation, molecular function: SUMO ligase activity; ubiquitin-protein transferase activity; zinc ion binding. The record is from RefSeq and is a predicted model, not a curated record. NCBI's taxonomy places the organism in Eukaryota, Metazoa, Arthropoda, Arachnida, Araneae, Eresidae.
AAUUUGUGUUUUGGUCGAAAUUGAAUUUAUCGUGUUCGUUGUUUAGAUUCCGUGGAUUAGUUAGUAAAUUGUCAUGCUAUUAAUGCUAAAUUGUAAGCAGGUUAUGCUGAUGAGGAACUAGAACCAGAAUAUUUUAAUUUGCAAUGAAUUCUUCUGCUGCUGAAAUAAGUACCGUGUCUCUUUAUUCAGAAAGUGAAGAGUUAAAUACUUUGUCUUCAAAUGUUGGAGACGCGCUGUCACACUGUAAUUCAUUGAAAUCUGACCUUAUAGAAUAUGGUGCUGAUGCUCAUAGUGAUUUACUGUCAUUAAAGGACUAUAUGUUAGAUUUUGAAGAUAUUAGAAAAAAUGUGAAAGCUUUGCGGUCUGCUGUGUUACGUAUUGAACCUGUACUGUCAGCUAACAAUGAAGAAAAUGAGAUCGAUUUUGAAAAUAUUCUGAGUAAAUGCACAGCAGAAAUACCAGUUGAUGAGAACGUCAUGAGCACUGUUAAUGCCAUAAGUGGUUAUGUACAUCAAAAUAACAGAGCUGCAUCCUCUGAAAAUGAAGAAAUACAAGUAGUAAGAGAGACAACAGAAAAUUUUACAGAUCCUGUUACUCGACGUAUAAUAACCAAUCCUGUGAAAAGUGUUAUUUGUAAUCAUUCUUAUGACAAAAGCAGCAUUGAAAUCUAUCUGCAAAAGAAAUCAAGAUGUCCAGUUACUGGCUGUGUGAAGCAGUUGCGAAAGGAAGAUUUGAUUGAAGACUUGGAUUUGAAGCAGAAACUUGCAGUCAAAAAUGAAAAAAUGUGAGCAUUGGCUAUGAAGUUAUCUAUAAAAUGUAAAUUGUAUUUUUCAUGUUCAGAAUAAAUAUUUUAUUUGUAUAUGCCAUUAUAUAAAA